Molecule: messenger RNA, 1768 nt
Organism: Carassius auratus (goldfish)
Lineage: Eukaryota; Metazoa; Chordata; Actinopteri; Cypriniformes; Cyprinidae
Product: guanine nucleotide-binding protein G(i) subunit alpha-2-like
Exons: 8
Coding region: 16-927 (303 amino acids)
Biological process (GO): gamma-aminobutyric acid signaling pathway; G protein-coupled adenosine receptor signaling pathway; adenylate cyclase-inhibiting G protein-coupled receptor signaling pathway
Cellular component (GO): heterotrimeric G-protein complex; cytoplasm
Molecular function (GO): GTP binding; G-protein beta/gamma-subunit complex binding; GTPase activity
Source: RefSeq, a predicted model, not a curated record
ACCAUUGUGAAACAAAUGAAAAUCAUCCAUGAAGACGGCUACUCAGAAGACGAGUGUAAGCAGUACAGAGCGGUGGUCUACAGCAACACCAUCCAGUCCAUAAUGGCCAUCAUUAAAGCCAUGAGCAACCUCAAGAUCGACUACGGAGAGACCGCCCGAGUGGACGAUGCGCGGCAGCUGUUUGCUCUGUCUGCAGCAGCGGAGGAGCAGGGGAUCUUGACUGAAGAUCUGGCCAAUGUGAUCCGCAGACUGUGGGCCGACAGCGGGGUCCAGGGAUGUUUCACCAGGUCCAGAGAGUAUCAGCUCAACGACUCUGCUGCCUAUUAUCUGAAUGAUCUGGAGAGGAUAGCACGGGCAGACUACAUCCCCACCCAGCAGGACGUCUUGAGGACCCGAGUGAAGACCACUGGGAUCGUGGAGACACAUUUCACUUUUAAAGAUCUGCACUUCAAGAUGUUUGAUGUGGGAGGUCAGAGGUCAGAGAGGAAGAAAUGGAUCCAUUGCUUUGAGGGAGUAACAGCCAUCAUCUUCUGUGUGGCUCUUAGCGCUUAUGACCUGGUGCUGGCAGAAGACGAGGAGAUAAACCGCAUGCAUGAAAGCAUGAAACUGUUCGACUCCAUCUGUAACAACAAGUGGUUCACCGAGACCUCCAUCAUCCUUUUCCUCAACAAGAAGGAUCUGUUUGAGGAGAAGAUCACGCGCAGCCCUCUCACCAUCUGCUACCCGGAGUACUCAGGAGCUAAUAAAUACGAUGAGGCUGCCAGUUACAUCCAGACCAAGUUUGAGGACCUCAACAAGAAAAAAGACACAAAGGAAAUCUACACCCACUUUACCUGUGCGACUGACACUAAGAACGUGCAGUUUGUGUUCGACGCCGUCACUGACGUCAUCAUCAAAAACAACCUGAAGGACUGCGGCCUCUUUUAAUGAAGGAGCCCAAGAGAAUGACCAGGAAGGUGUAAACUGUUUGACGGACCUGGUUCUACACGACAUGCUAGACUGCCUUCAACUACCUUUAAGAAUCAUAAUGUUUUUUGUUUUGUUUUGUUUUUUAUUUGACGACCUGAAAAAGACUUGUGAACAAGGAAGAGAGAAGAAACUUCAGUGAAUUCCAGCACACCACCCUUCUUUCCUGAACCUGAUUUUAGUUUGGUUCUCAAUGUGUAAAUAUUUAAUUUUGCGGUUCUUUUCUGCCAGAAAACAUGUGGAGAGUCAGGAUUAUAUUCUGAAAUAUUGUUUCUAUUGAGCGUUCGGUUUUGUUUUCCACAGUUUUCCAAUGAGGUGGGUGAGGACUUCUUUUAUGGAUGUGCUAAUUUUAUUAAACUCAGUGGCAAAAUGCUUCUUUUGUAAAGUUAAUGUGAGCACAGAAAGAAAACGAGACAUCCCUUUUGUAACGGCGACUCUUCAUCCCAGACUCGAGCUGUGUGUUGUUGCAUGACGGAUCAUAUGAAAUUGCUCGCUCAUUUCAGACCACGGCUCGUGACAUUCCCUCACAUGUCUUCACUCUCUCUUCUAGCUUGUCUUUGACAGCGUCCAGAAUUGACUAGCGUGUAACACAUUUAUAUCUGCCCUCACGUUUCUUCUUCCUGUUGCUGUACCAUCCCUUCUUUUGCGCGAUGUCUGUGCCUUGUUUUCACUGUCUGUAGAUCAUAGGGAAAAGUGUAAAAGUGUUGAGCACAUUUUAAGAGCUAAAUAAAACUUAGACCACAGUCUAAAUAUCUUAAUACCAUGAAAGAUUUCAUUGGAAAUAAAAGUUAUGUAAGACAGA